AUGGCCACGGGACUCCUGGUGUCUCUGCGAGCACUCUCAGGGCUGCUGCUGCUGCUCUGUGCCCUUCCCUGGACUGAGGGUGGGAAGGUCCUGGUGAUUCCCUGGGAGGGCAGUCACUGGCUGAGCAUGAAGAACAUUGUGAGGGAGCUCCAUGCCCGAGGCCAUGAGACUGUGGUCCUGGCUCCAGACGUGUCCACGUUCAUCAAAGGAGAGGAUUUCGUCACUCUGCAAAGCUUUGCUGUCCCGUUCACUAAGGAAGACUAUGAAUAUAACGCGCUGGGCUACUUUAAAAUGUUCUUAGAGACAGAACAAUCUGUCAUGAUGUUUUUAAGCAAUAUGGAACGUAUGAAAAACAUAGCAUUGUUCUACCUGAGGGCCUGCAGUAGUCUACUGCACAACAAGGACCUUAUACAGCACCUGAACUCCAGUUCCUAUGAAGUCUUGUUAACAGACCCUGUGUAUCCCUGUGGGGCUGUGCUGGCGAAAUUUUUGAAUAUUCCUGCUGUGUUUCUUCUGCGCUUCAUUCCUUCGAACAUUGAAUUUGAGUCUGCCCAGGCUCCAAGCCCUCCCUCAUAUGUUCCAAGGUUAUUCACCAGGAAUUCGGACCACAUGAGCUUCCUGGAGAGGGUAAAGAACAUUCUCUACAAUCUGCCAUACAAGAUUAUUUUCCGCAUCUCUUAUAUGCUCUACGAGAACCUGGCGUCGGAGCUUCUGCAGAGAGAGGUGUCCCUCACGGAGAUUCUCAGCCACGCAUCCAUAUGGCUCUUCAGGCUGGACUUUGUGUUUGAGUACCCCCGGCCCAUCAUGCCCAAUAUGAUUUUCGUUGGGGGAAUAAACUGUGUCUUCAGAGAGCCACUCUCUCAGCACAAAUGCACAGAGCAGCAUAUGGAGUCUGGGCAGAAGUGGGUUCUGCCUCCGGGACCUGGCUGCCCACCCCUUGUACUAGAAGUAGUGAUGGGAGUGUUCCUGUUAACGCUGACAUCAGCCGCUAAAGCAACAAUCACAGAUUUCAGGUUCCGACUGCUCAGCCACCAGCUCCAUCUCUUCAUUUCCUUUUAUGGGCAGGGAUUCUGGUCUGGCACAGACUGUAAAAGGAAACCCAAUGACAAACCUCAGAAUGCAGUGAAGACACAAACAAGUAUUCACCUAGGGCUCUUAACAGAGUGCAGGAUCCUGCAGCCCCAGUAUCCAGAACAGAACCUGAAACUGAGCCAUAGCCCUGAGCCGUCUCGUUGUCCCUUUCAAGGAGAUCAGCUUACGGGAGGGAGCGGGAUGCUUCGGGAAUUCACUGUGCCAGUGAAGAGGCUGGUGUUGUCCGGAGGGGCUUUACAAAGAUCUGCUUCAUUCCAUAGAGUGGUCACACGACUCUGA
Microtus oregoni (creeping vole) is the source of this 1371-nucleotide messenger RNA. Its product is annotated as UDP-glucuronosyltransferase 1-2-like. Gene Ontology annotation, molecular function: UDP-glycosyltransferase activity. NCBI's taxonomy places the organism in Eukaryota, Metazoa, Chordata, Mammalia, Rodentia, Cricetidae. The transcript is spliced from 3 exons. Bases 1 to 1371 code for a protein of 456 amino acids. The record is from RefSeq and is a predicted model, not a curated record.